GAGGAGCCGCGCAGACACCGCCGCCCGUCCGUCCCGCCCCGCCCCGCCUGCCCGCCCCGUCCCGCACCGGGCCGCGGGCGCCCCGCUCCGCCGCAGCCGCCGGGCCCGCCGCCCCGGCCCCGGCCCCGCCAUGAACGGCCUGUCCCUCAGCGAGCUCUGCUGCCUCUUCUGCUGCCCGCCCUGCCCGAGCCGCAUCGCCGCCAAGCUCGCCUUCCUGCCGCCCGAGCCCACCUACGUGGCGGUGGCCGACGAGUCGGGCAGCUGCUGGACGCUGCGCUUCACCGAGCGGGCCGAGUGGCAGUACGGCCAGAGGGAGCUCGACUGCACCGACAUCUUCCUCACCCGCACCAGCCGGGGCAACAGGAUCGCCUGCAUGUUCAUCCGGUGCUCCCCCACUGCCAGGUUCACCCUUCUCUUCUCCCAUGGCAAUGCAGUGGAUUUGGGUCAGAUGAGCAGUUUCUACAUCGGUCUAGGCACCAGAAUCAACUGUAACAUCUUCUCCUAUGACUACUCAGGGUAUGGAGUCAGCAAUGGAAAACCUUCUGAGAAGAAUCUGUAUGCGGACAUUGAUGCCGCAUGGCAGGCAUUGAGGACCAGAUAUGGCAUUAGUCCCGAAAACAUUAUAUUGUACGGGCAGAGUAUUGGUACUGUUCCGACCGUAGACUUGGCUUCCCGGUAUGAGUGUGCUGCCGUUAUUCUGCAUUCUCCUCUGACCUCAGGAAUGCGGGUGGCGUUCCCAGACACAAAGAAAACAUACUGCUUUGAUGCAUUCCCUAACAUCGAUAAAAUCUCCAAAAUCUCAUCUCCUGUGUUGAUCAUCCACGGCACUGAGGAUGAGGUGAUCGACUUCUCUCAUGGCCUAGCACUGUAUGAGCGUUGCAUGAAGGCAGUGGAGCCACUGUGGGUGGAAGGGGCUGGUCACAAUGACAUUGAACUAUACAGCCAGUACCUGGAACGCCUCCGAAAGUUUAUCUCCUAUGAACUGGUCAAUGUGCAACGGAAUUGAAUGUAACCAAGAACAAACAUUUUGGAAAGUCUAUUUUUUCAGGAGAACUUUGGAUAGUAUCGGAAACACAAACACAACCAUGAUUUUUUUUUAAAUUCACAUUGGGUGCUAGUGCAGGUAAAGCAUAGAAAACAAAUGUGAUGCAACAAUUAGUCUUGAGAAUUUUACUAAUUAUUUACAACCAUAGUAAAUUGUUACUUUUCUAUUUGUAAGGAGUUGUAGGGAUGAAGCAAGAGUAAAGAUGAAUGUGUCCCUUUUAAGAUUAGGCCCUUUGAUGCAAUCUGUUUGGUCAUUUUGGCUAAAGAAGAGAACUAUAGUGUAUGUUGAACAGUUUUGACUCUUCACAUUACAGCAAGUCAUUUUAAGGUGGGGAUGAUCUCAUAAAGAAACAGAGGGGUUGUUUUCUCAAAAACACAUUAGCCAAAAAGACCAUGUUAACUGAACUGCAAGAUUCUGCUCUUAAGAGGCGAGUCCACUCUACUAUUUUCUCAUCCCUUUAAUAUUGAGAAUGUUUAUCUGUCAUAUUGAUAUCAGCUUGUGAUGUAUCAUAGCCCCUCCCAUACUCUGACAUAAACUGCCAUCUCUUAGCUCCAUUUAAACAUACUAAGGAGUAGGGAGGAUUUUGGAACUUGACAGGAUACAUCAAGUUGUUUUGGUAGCGUGAGUUAGAAAUGGUGGGGCUAAGCAUCAUAGAAUAAGAUUAGUACUGGUAAAAAAAAGGCAACCCAAGACUGAUUAAGGAAAUCAUGAGUGUGGAGGAACCAGCCUGAAUAGAAUCUGCCAGAUCAAGGGGGGGGGGGUGGGGGGGGGGGCGGAGAAAGAAAAAAUCAACAUUCACUGAAAUUUAUGUAAUAAACUUGGUUCGGUUUAAGGCUGUGAACGUUCAGUUAGCUUCACAGCUCUGUAUACCAAAGUGUUCACGCAUUAUUACUUCUGCCAUUCCUGUAGCCAAAGGUUAGGAUUAUUCAGUGUCAAAUGGGAUGCAUUUUCAAUAUCUGGUGCAGCUGAAUCUGACCACAUUGCAAACCAUUGGUGCUUUCCGCAGCACAGAUCUUGUACUUUGAGAAAGCUGGGGGCACUGAGAAGUCCGUCAACUGAUUGGUAGCAACUUGGUAGCUCCAUUAAAGUUUAAGUGUCGAUGCUUGUGGCCUCCAUUUCCUAUUGCAAGCUUUUUAAAGCAAUCAAUAUUAAAUGGUUUCUGAGAUCCAAUUAUAUGAAACUUCCCUUGAUGGUUCAGCGGGUAAAUGUACUGCACAGUUUCAAACUGAGCCUUGCAGACCAGGAGGUUCCUGGAUCUGAGCAUGUGCUGAGUUAGCUGAUCUCAGCUGAAACGAGGUAGAGAAAUCUGAAACCUCAAUUCCUGGGUGGGGAAGAAAGGGGGAAAAUCAGCUAGGGCUUCCACUCCUGAUUGCUUUCCAAUGACUUCUGCUAGAUAUUGUGCAAACCUGUGGGUGUUAGGUGAGGAUAGGAUCAAGCAUGGCUCUGACUUCCAACCCACCUUCUCCCUUUACCCCCUGCCCCAACAUGGUCAGCACUUGCACCCAUGAGGUGAGGGCAGCCAUUGCAUGUGGAACUGUGACCCAGCAUGAGUCGGGCGCUUUCAGGAGAGGAAAGGACAAAACUGGAGAGACGAAGGAACAACAGUCCAUCUCGUACUUGCUAACACUCGGCAAGAUUGAAUCCAAUAAGUUAUCUUGCAAGAUCGCCUGGAUAAUAGACAUGACUGUAAUAUAAUGAACAGAAUGAUUAUCUAUAAGUGUACAGUAAAUCAGUUUUAAAUCUACACUACUGCUUGUUCACAUUAUAUUGAAUGGACUUUUUUUGUAAUUUUUGCAAAUCUGCAAACACUAGAACCGGGAGCAUCUAAACAUAGCUGAUAUUCCACUAAUUUUAUAAAUAUCAGCAAAUAGUAGAACUGAAAAUGGAAUAAGCAGGAUCUUUACCCGGAAUUAUGUGGAGCUCAGCACAACUAGAUUUAAAGGUAGCCCUAUGUAAUCCACAUUCCUAGCCUGUGCUGAGAUUGCAUUGGUGGCUUUUAACUCAUUGGGUUACCGAUGCAAAAAAAACCAACCAACUUUCCUCCUGGUUACUAUCCAUUGACUUUCAGGAAUGUCUGAGUGGAUGACUUUGAUUGAGGGCAGAAGCAGACUCGCUUGUGAUGCCUGCAGAUUUGAAUAGUUUGAUGAAGUUCACCAGCUGGGCUCUCCUAAUGGUCACUUGGCUGAGGUAUCAGAGUUGUGCUUGUGAAACAAAAUUCGAUGCAAGCUAAACAAGGAGAAUAAUUAGGUGGGGAGAGAGGAAAUGUAUCAAAUUUCAGAAUGUGACAGACUAGAAACUGGUGCCUGUGACAUUAUCAAAUAAGCACUUACAGCAUUAGUGGAAUAUUGCUUAAUUGGCUAUUUUAAUUUGGUAUGUUUUAAGCAGGAUAAAACCUUUGUUAAAAUUUGAAGACAGAGCAUCAACAGAUAAAUAGUUUAACCACUUCAUACAUUCUACAAGCUACUUCCUAGGCUGAGUACAUUACAAUCAAUGGGUGUGGGUAGGGUACUAGAUUCACUCCUUCUGGGAUUUGGUGGUGCUCUUUGCAACCUGCAGGUUUAUGUUUGCAGCACCUUCAUAUUAUGAGCAUUAUGGUUAUAAGUUUUGAUAUGCCCAGUAUCAGAAGAUAGAAAUGAUUUAAGUCGAACAUUGGUUCUAAGGUAAAAUGUAUUUUUAAUUAUAAUUCUUAAUGCACAUCUCUAAAUCUUAAUAUUAAACUAGUAGUUAAAAGGUGGUGGAGAAAAAAGGGUGAGAAUUCUGAUGCCUUACUCCCAGUUGACAACUGGGGCUGUAUGUCACAAAAUUGGGCAGUCACAAGUAGAGAGUGUGCAGUUUUGCUGUAUGCUCUCCCAGGAGUGGUACAAUGAAUGUCUCACCCCUAACAUAAUACCUUUUUCAUGUUCAAUACUUAAUAGACAUGCAAAGAUAACAGUGCAAUCAUCAAAGGUGGUAAUGUGGAAGCCAGACAUAGAGUGAAUGUAAAUGUUUACCAUCUGUACUUUUUGUCACCAUCCUUUUCCCUUUGAGGCUGCUGUUGGCAACCUUGCCACUGGAUUGUUCUCUAUUUUGAAGCAAUUAUUGUUUGCAACAACAACAAAGAAAAUUCUUAAUUGCAACUUAUUAAAUGUAUUUAACUGAAAAUUUUAAAACAUUUUGACAAUGUAGUU
Messenger RNA from Pristis pectinata (smalltooth sawfish), 4212 nucleotides. Its product is annotated as alpha/beta hydrolase domain-containing protein 17B-like. Gene Ontology annotation, biological process: protein depalmitoylation. The transcript has 4 exons. The coding region runs from base 131 to 1006 and encodes 291 amino acids. The record is from RefSeq and is a predicted model, not a curated record. NCBI's taxonomy places the organism in Eukaryota, Metazoa, Chordata, Chondrichthyes, Rhinopristiformes, Pristidae. Gene Ontology annotation, molecular function: palmitoyl-(protein) hydrolase activity. Gene Ontology annotation, cellular component: endosome membrane; plasma membrane.